Messenger RNA from Culicoides brevitarsis, 588 nucleotides. RefSeq names its product apolipoprotein D-like. Lineage: Eukaryota; Metazoa; Arthropoda; Insecta; Diptera; Ceratopogonidae. Gene Ontology annotation, biological process: response to reactive oxygen species; lipid metabolic process. The coding region runs from base 1 to 588 and encodes 195 amino acids. Gene Ontology annotation, molecular function: pigment binding. The transcript has 3 exons. The record is from RefSeq and is a predicted model, not a curated record. Gene Ontology annotation, cellular component: cytoplasm.
AUGGGGCAUUAUCGAAAAGUGCUUUUGCUACUAACGACGCUGCUCGCUGUACAAAACGCAGCGGUGUGUCAGCGAAUAAUUUCUGGAAAAUGUCCCAAACGACGAGUCGUUUCUCAAUUUGAGCUUGACAAAUAUCUAGGUCUGUGGUAUGAAAUUUCUCGCUACGAGCAUUUGGAUUACACGCCAGAUUGCGAUUGCAUCACAUUACGUUACACAAAGGACGAUAACGGGAGCAUUUUUGUGCGGAAUUGUUGCAUGAUAAAGGGAAAUACGACGGAAUAUUGCGCUCAAGGUAUCGCCAUGUUGAGUCGACCUGACGAGAAUCCCAUCAAAGGAAAGUUGAAUGUCGAAUUUGGGACACAGGUUACAGAACCAAAUUACUCGAUACUCGCGACGGAUUAUUACAACUACGCCCUCGUAUAUCACUGUCAAAAGAUCAGUAGGCGUGAGGCUGUUGAAUCGGCGUGGAUUCUCGCACGAGAAAGACGCCCCGUUGCCAGUGUUCAGGCAAAGAUCAACGAACUCAUCGACAAUUACUUGGAUCCGGUUUACCUUUACACGCAAAAUCCGAACGAAUGUUACUCGUAG